Molecule: messenger RNA, 960 nt
Organism: Menidia menidia (Atlantic silverside)
Lineage: Eukaryota; Metazoa; Chordata; Actinopteri; Atheriniformes; Atherinopsidae
Source: the annotation of a GenBank genome assembly
AUGAUUCCGAAGUCAGGAAAAUCUCCAGCUGACUCGCGGAAAAGUGUCGGCAUCCAUGAGUUUGCCGCGCUGGCCAGGUCCUCCUUAAACGGCAUCUCCCAGGCUGUGAGGGAUCAUGUGACCAAGCCCACCUCGCUGGCCCAGGGCCGGGUGGCCCACCUCAUAGAGUGGAAGGGCUGGCCGAAACCCGCGGCCCCCCCACCGGGGGCCCAGUCCCACUUCAACUCCUACUGCCACCUGACCGAAGGGGAGAAGGAGGCUCGGUUUGCUGCAGGUGUAGCCGAGCAGUUUGCUAUUGCUGAGGCCAAACUGCGUGCAUGGGCCUCUCUGGACGACGACGAUGAGGAGGAAGAUAUAUUCAAUGAUGAAGACAUACACUCCAAUGGACAGACUCAAAGCUUGACCAGCCAGAGCUCAGACGCCGCCACAUCCGAUCACAUCGACGGCGAGCUUUGCCAGCCUGACUCUCAAGGCAGCGAGCCAGCGACCUCCGAGUGUACGAUGGUCUCUACCGGCAACGGCGUCUGCGACAGGCGUCCGACUCCCAAUAAUCUCCAUCCGUCCCCGGCCGGCUCGGCCUCUGCUCCGCCCGGCGACUGCAUGCCUCCAUUCCUGGAGGAAGAGGAGGAGAGGCUGGAGGCUAUGGAGGAGCAGAUGGCUCCUUUGCAGGAGGAGCAGAGUGAAGUCUGCAUCCACAACAAGCCCGAGUGGAGGCCCCGGGCGAGGAGCAGCAGGUACGACUCCUGCUACUCCACCUCCCACUCCGAGUCCCCCGGGGAGGAGGACGAGGAGGACGAGGAGGAGGAAGGCAACGUGUUUCACGAGGUCCGGGUCUGGCACUGCAGCCCCAGGGGCUUCUUCUCCGACCGGGCCUCCUCCGGAGUGGCGUCUUUCGACGAAGAGGAGGAGAGAGAUGAUAUGGAGGAAGAAAAGAAGGAGGAGAAGGAGUAUUUGAUGUGA